AUGUCCUCUCGACGCCUCGAUAUCCCCCAAAGCAAGAGUGGUUCAAGACCACCGAGGCUAGUCAGAUCGAACUCGUCCUUGUCCCUCACUAAAGAAGCUGGUAUUUCCAAGCGGCGACAUGAUUCCCGUCAUCGCCGCCCUAAUGCGACGACGGUUACCGGAAUAGUGGCUCGUGCAGAUAGUAACCCCAACCCCAUCUCACCCAUCGUCACCCUCGUAAUCGGACAAGAAACGCGAAUCUUCGCCGCCCACGAAAACGUGCUAUCCGCCUCUCCCUUCUUCAAGAACGUCCUCGACACUCAAUUCUCCGAAGGGGAAACCAAGCGAAUAUUGCUCCCCAACGAGGAACCCGAGAUCUUCUCCUCGGUGCUCGAAUACCUCUACAAAGGCGACUACCACCCCCGCCUUGUUCAAGAUAAGAGACGGAACACGUGGGAACUGGUGGAGCCAGCAGCAGCAGGGAGGAACGGAAGCGGCGGCGGCCGGGAGGCUCCUACCAUCUAUCAUCACUCGGUGGAUGGCCAAGUGUUGAAGGACACGGUGAUUUACUGCGCUGGAGAGAAGUACGGGCUGGAAGAGUUGAAGAGGAUUGCCCUAAGGAAGCAAGGACUUCAAUGCGGAAUAGUGGCCAGCACCAUCUUGACUUCAGCCAGAUACGCCUACGCCAACACCCCCGACACUGACUCCAAGCUUCGGGCUCACUAUCUUGCGCUCAUCAUCCGCGGCCGCGACACGUUCAAGCGCAGCGGUACCAUGCAACUGGAGAUGUUUCACGGUGGCAGCGAUCUUUUCUUUGAUUUGUUUGUGGCGUUGUGUAAUCAUGUUGAUGACCUUUCGGUUGCCUCCAGCACCCAACAAGACACCCCCCAACAAAGCUCCGGCAACGAGAACGGCUCCCAAGCGUAGUUCUUUACUUUACUUUCUUUUCCCACUUAGGUUCCUGUUUUCACACAUCUUCCGAAGGUUUGUGAUUUUCAAGACGGAUGGCUCUCUAUCUUCAAGAUCCAUUUGGUCAUACUUUCUACUCGUACAUGUUAUCACUCGGUGUUUUUCUAUCACAUGGCGUUGGGGAAGGUUUGUUUUCGGCUAUAUCACCAAAAUUGAGCUUGCAAUUUCCCAGUUUGGAGCAAGGACGGACGAAAGCUAUCACGGCAUGAUGGACACGACUGGAUUAUGUGAACAUUGUAUGUACUGGUCUUUGUGGUAUUUCUGGUUUCUGGACAAAAUAAAUCUGGAGACCGGACAAGAGUGGGAACAGAACGUGUAUGUGUGUGUGUGAUUGCGGGGCUUUUAGUUCUAUACG
Neurospora tetraspora is the source of this 1303-nucleotide messenger RNA. RefSeq lists its product as uncharacterized. Bases 1 to 906 code for a protein of 301 amino acids. The record is from RefSeq and is a predicted model, not a curated record. Gene Ontology annotation, molecular function: protein binding. The transcript is spliced from 4 exons. Lineage: Eukaryota; Fungi; Ascomycota; Sordariomycetes; Sordariales; Sordariaceae.